Molecule: messenger RNA, 1620 nt
Organism: Peniophora sp. CBMAI 1063
Lineage: Eukaryota; Fungi; Basidiomycota; Agaricomycetes; Russulales; Peniophoraceae
Source: the annotation of a GenBank genome assembly
AUGUCCUCUGAGAAGAUGCACAAGCAGGAUGCGAUUGACCUGUCGCACCACCUCUCUGUUCGGGGUAGGUCGUACGAGCGUUCGCCACUCAAGGCCCUUAUCGCGCGCUACGACGAUCGUCCGGGGCUUAUCAAGUUAUUUUCCGGUGCUCCUCAUGAGGACUACUUUCCUAUUACUUCCGUCGACGUACAUGCGCUCCCAUACGACAACUUCUCUGCAACGCCUGCAUCGUUGUCCAACAGCGUCUCCUGGUUCAAGCGCUUCUUUGGUCUCGCCCCUGCGCAGCCCAAGCCUAUCACCUUCACCAUCAAUCAUGACCCAGCACCUGGAGAUAACGGCUUGAACCUCACGAAGGCGCUCCAGUACAACCCCGUCCGCGGGCUUGACUACGUGGCUGCCACCAUCAACGAUUUCGCGGCUCGUGCUUUCCAGCCUGCAUACGCGGACUUCAAGACCCUCCUCCACACGGGAAACACAGAUGGAUGGUCGCGUGUGCUGCAAAUCCUGGCCGAGCCAGGUGACACUAUCAUUGGCGAGGAGUGGAUCUACGCGAGUGCGCUCACUGCGGGUGCGCCUGCCAAUUUGAAGUUCAUCAGCAUCGAAAUGGACGAUGAAGGAUUACUUCCGGAGAAGUUGAGGGAGAGACUGGCAGGGUGGGACGAGAGCGUGAAAGGAAAGAGACCGCAUCUCAUGUACACAGUGCCUGUCGGACAGAACCCAUCGGGGCGGACCAUGGGCCUCAAGCGCAAGCAGGAAGUUUACGACGUUUGUGCCGAGUUUGACAUCAUCAUCCUUGAGGACGACCCCUACUACUUCUUGCAAGCUGGACUGUACAAGCCCAAGGACGUCCGUGCUCGCACCGCCACGUCUGGGGCAAACCAGACGGAUGAGGAAUGGUUGGCCUCCCUCGCGCCUAGUUUCCUUCGCGUCGAUACUCAGGGUCGAGUGAUCCGCAUCGACACCGUCUCCAAGUUCCUCGCGCCGGGUCUGCGUCUGGGUUGGUUCACCACUUCGCCACUCUUCGCCGAACGCCUCGAGCGUGUCGGUGAGGUCGCCACGCAGGCUCCAAACGGUCUCGGCACCGCUGUGGUCGGUGGCCUACUGCGCGAAUGGACGCAGGACGGCUUCAUUCGCUGGUUGCGCGGCGUCCGCGCUUUAUACACUGUGCGCCGAGAUUACUUCGUCGAUGCUCUGUAUGACACAUUCGACGUGGAGAGGAGCGUGGUUACGGAGAAGACUGACGGAAGGGAUGUCUGCGUGGCGUAUGCAAAGCAGAAUGGGAUGAGGGAGAAGGGCGUGAGACGCCCGCUCUUCGAGUUCAUCCCGCCAACCUCGGGGCUAUUCAUCUGGCUCAAGGUCGCAUUCCCUCCUUACCUCCGCCAUCGCUACCAUAACUCGAAAGAGUCUCUCGAGAUGCUCUUCUGGACCUCUCUCGCUGACAACGGCGUGGUCUUCUCCCCUGGAAACUUCUUCUCGUACGUCGGUAAAGGGGCGGAGGAUGUGCCCGACUUCAACGCGGAGGGUCAUUAUCGGAUCAGCUUCAGCCACGUUAGUCCUGCGGACGCUCGCAAGACCGCGCAGAUCUUGGAUGCUACAUUGCGCGAGUUCUUUGCCGCAUGA